AUGCUGACAUCAGUCUCAGUGCCAUCCCCAAGAGCCGUCUUGACGAAGUCGCCGGGCGAGACGAGAGAGCGUCGCCCGACCCUCAAACUAUCGACCAUACUGGAAAAGAAGCCAGAAUUCGAUGAGCCAUUCAUGGCCAUUAAGCCUCCGCCAUGGGAUCGCAUCCAUGACAUUGGAUUUUACAGACAAUGCGGCGGUCCGGAAAAUGUGCGAGACACGCCGUCACGAGUGGAUACAUUUGCUCGUUCGAUCGACCUACUGCACGCACGGUCUGGCCAUCGAUACAAGCCGACGAAGGGGAAGCUGCCAGAUGGCGGGAGCAUGUUCAGUCCAAGCCGCCUGUUCCAGCUACCUUUGGCUGUCCGCCUCCAGAUCUACCGCCACAUCAUCGGGACUGUUGGCGCAAACAGCGGCUCUCGGCCGAUCCGCUUGAAUGCCAUGGUGCACAACCGGCUGGCCUGGCCAGAGGAUGCUUUCGACUCGCUUUCCGACGUUCUCGCGCCUCUCCGAGACAUUCUUAUCGCGUCUUCAGCCCUGCGCAUCGAGCUGCUGGCCGCCCUCUUCCUCGAACGAUCCGUCCACGUGACCUUCUCGCCGUACGUGCGACCAGCGACCUCCCCACUAGCCGUCACCUUUACCAACCAGUAUGGAUGUCUGAUGCAGCGAAUAACGCUCGAGCUGGACUGCACGCGGCUUGGUUAUGGCAUGGAUGCAGCGGCCGCUGGGCUCGCGCCGGGUAUGCUGCACAUGGACAGUCUCGUGCAUGGCUUUGUGGCCGGCCAGACAGCACGAGCCGGUUACAGUACGAUGGAAAGUCUGGUGGUUCUGUGUCGCCGAUUCCAUGGCAACCGACCGUCGAUCGAGGACCAGACAGCUGUGCCCUACACCGGCCCAGAGUACGAGCAGGUGGCCCAGCAGCUGGCGGGACUGUGUGGCCUCGUGGAUUCGGCACGCAUCGUCGGCUUCUCGGCAGCGUUCUCGAACGCUUUAGCUCGACGUCUCCAUGGCGAAAUGUCUGUCUCACCUACGGAACAGCGACAGCUUGGCUACAUUUGGUGCCGCACACCGUCGGAUGCCUACAAACUCCUGCCAGGACACCGAGCUUAUCUGGACUAUGGACCGGGCGUCGGCGUGCGUCUCAGCCCCCGGAUAUCCCUACCACCAUCACCUCCGUCGUCUGUGACUUCGCCGUCGAUAUUGACAUCGGUUCUCCCGUUUCGCCCUGCCGCCGACGUCGACAUGUCGCCGGCCUCCAGCCGCCCACCAUCUCCCGCUUUGUCGACGCCCACAUCUUACCACUUCUCCUGCCUAAACAACGCAAUCAUGACGAUCCCGUCUUCCCAGGCGCCUUCUCCUGGCUGGAGCAGACUCGACUCGUAUCCGAAAGUGCCAUGGGGGAGGCAGGUUCUGUAUGCCUCUGCCGCAUACGCCAUUUAUGGCCUCAACAUUCUGGCCCACCACAUCCAGAUAAUCUGGUACAAGGUUGGGCCGGCCAGGAAAGGCCCAGAUGAAGUUCGGUCAUAUCCGUGCCGGCCGUCACUGUCUGUACGUGUCUUCUUCCCGUCUAAACAUGUGUCGGCCUCGGCGAAACUGCCGACCCUGUUCACUAUUCAUGGCGGUGGUUUUGUUAUCGGAAACCCAGAGGACUCGGAUGUGUGGAACUAUGACUUUGCACACCGCCAUUCGAUGCUGGUGGUGGCCCUGGACUAUCGCAAAGCGCCCGUGUGGCCGUUUCCAUGUGCCAUCCACGACGUCGAGGCGCUCGCCUUGGCCGUGCUGACUGAUACGUCGCUGCCAAUAGACGCAUCGCGGGUGGCAAUGCUAGGCUGGUCGGCCGGCGGCAAUCUUGCACUUGCGGUGGCAUCUCUGCCUAGCAUGAAGGGCAGCAUCGAUAAUGCCAGUCGCCCACGCAUUCACGCUGUGGUUCCCAUAUAUCCCGUGAUCGACUUCAGUGUCCCUAGAGCGUCCAAACUGCGAGCGCGCCAGUACAAACCGUUACCAGGUAUGCGUGGCCACAGGACGGACUUGCUGCGCCCAAUGGCACCCGUGUUCGACUGGGCCUAUAUACGCGGCGUAAAGGACGUGUCCGGGAUACUGCGGAAUUCGCUUCUGAGCCCCGCCUACUUGUCGCGCGAGGAGCUGCCGCCGUUUGUUUUCUUCAUCGCCUGCGAGCUGGAUAUGCUCUCCAUGGAGUCCCUACGCAAGGUGAGCCAGCUUGCCGGCCGGCCACAGCCCGACGACGAUGCCGUGGUCGGCUGCGGCGAAAUUGGCAAGCCAGAUGAACUGAUCCUGAAUGAUGAGCGGUUUUCGUUUGAGACUCGAACGGAGAGCAGCAGCUACCGGUGGCUCCUCGUCCCUGACUCCACACAUGGGUUCGACCAGGCCUUCGCAAACUCCACAGAUGCGCUGCAGAAAUUGGAGCUGAGCCAGGCUGUCAUUGCGGAAUGGCUGCUUUCUGGCCCGUUUGCCGAGAAGUAG
This is a messenger RNA of Grosmannia clavigera kw1407, 2478 nucleotides long. Its product is annotated as alpha beta hydrolase fold protein. The record is from RefSeq and is a predicted model, not a curated record. The transcript is spliced from 3 exons. Gene Ontology annotation, molecular function: hydrolase activity. NCBI's taxonomy places the organism in Eukaryota, Fungi, Ascomycota, Sordariomycetes, Ophiostomatales, Ophiostomataceae. The coding region runs from base 1 to 2478 and encodes 825 amino acids.